This is a messenger RNA of Podospora pseudocomata, 1509 nucleotides long. RefSeq lists its product as uncharacterized. NCBI's taxonomy places the organism in Eukaryota, Fungi, Ascomycota, Sordariomycetes, Sordariales, Podosporaceae. Gene Ontology annotation, biological process: mannosylglycerate biosynthetic process. Gene Ontology annotation, molecular function: mannosyl-3-phosphoglycerate synthase activity. Gene Ontology annotation, cellular component: cytoplasm. The coding region runs from base 1 to 1509 and encodes 502 amino acids. The transcript has a single exon. The record is from RefSeq and is a predicted model, not a curated record.
AUGCGCUACACCCUACCACUCGGGAGUCGGCCGUUCGGCCCGCUGUGCAUUAUGCCCCAGAUGGAGGUGGUCGAACUGGAGCCGCGACCAACCAACAGGGACAACCGCCUCUAUGGCGCAUCGGAACUGUCCGGUUUGGGUAGGACGGGGCAUCAGUCACAAAGGCGGCCCCAACACAACCAGGAUCCUGAUCACGAUGCAGAAAGUACCGUGGCCGUAUUUCCAGACGAGCUAGACCGGAUCCUCGAAAAAUUGGUCAUUGUCGUGCCUUGCAAAGAUGAGCCGGUCGACGUCAUCAGGGGGGUGAUCGCAGGCAUCCCGAGCCGCUGCGCGGUGAUCUUGGUGUCGAACUGUUCUCACCAGCACGGAGAGAACGGUUGGGAGGCUCAAGAAAGAAUGCUGGCAGGAUUCUGUGCUUGGGGUAGGGAGGGGUGUUUUGUACACCAGCAAUAUCCCGGCGCCGCAAUGGCGUUUAAGGAAGCAGGAGUCCCCGAGAUCCUAGAUACAGCUUCCGGGAGAAUACGAAACGGGAAAGGGGAGGGGAUGUAUUUGGGCAUUGCCAUGGCCAAGUCCUAUUUCCCACACCACCAAUACAUUGGCUUCAUCGACGCCGAUAAUCGCAUUCCGGGCUCCGUGGUAGAAUACUGCAAGGCGUACGCCGGUGGGUUUGCUUUAGCACAACGCUCUGCAGCCAAAAGUGGUACAGAGCGCGAAGAUGUUAUGGUCCGCAUCUCAUGGGCUAGCAAGCCCAAAUACAGCGCGAGCACUGGUCGGAUCGAGUUCGUCCAACAAGGACGAAGUUCUCGCAUCAUCAACUCGUUUCUAAACAGGCUGUUUGCGAAAGCGGGACAGCAGGACGAGUUCAUCACGACGGGGAACGCUGGGGAGCACGCCAUGACCAUGGAGAUGGCGCUGAAGAUGAGGAUGGCAAACGGGUAUGCCAUCGAGCCGUUUCAGUACAUUGAGCCGCUCCUGAGAAACAAGAUCCCAUCCGCGAAUCUGCCCAAUGCUUCCCAGACAACCCGCAUUGUUCAGAUCAAGACUGCAAAUCCUCAUCUGCAUCGUGAAACGGGGGAUGAGCAUAUUAUCAAGAUGUGGGCAGCUGGUCUGGGGGCUCUAUACCAUCACCUUCUUGGGGUAGACUCAGUUUCAGGCCUUGGAACCACCACUCUUGCCACCCUUCGCAAGGAUAUGCACAGAUUUGCCUUACAGAAUGGCGCGAUCCAGGGCCAAGAAGAGCUCCCACGUCCAAACAUCUACCCCUCUCUCGAUAACGCCGAUUUAGAUUCGUUCCGGGAUCUUCUUGGCGAGCCGUGUUCGGGUCAUGUAUAUGAAGGUCUUGGUUUCUAUGGAUUGGUAGACCAAGCAUGGGCCAGCUCAGGCACGAACAGCCCGGCAUCUCAGUCAACCUUGGAGCACGAUUCGUGGGGAGAAGAUGAUCAACGGUCUUCUGCCUCCUCGGAGGAAGAACCUGAGGUCUUGUCAGACUCCUCGAAACAGGGCGAGUGA